GGCAUCAAAGAGAUGUCAGUGCGCGUCCCACCCUCGUGUGGUGCGCUUCAUAAUUUUUUACACGUAAAUAUAAACCUCGUGUACAAGAUUAGUAAUAAAUAUAUAUUUCAAGAAUAUAUCUCGCGAUGGAAGAUAUUCAAAAACUAGCAACACAAUUUGUCAGAAAGGGUGACCCAGUUCGCGGGUAAAGGAACCGGACAUUCUCUUCGGCGCGAUGAAUUCGAUCCGCCGAGAGGGCGAAAGAUGUUUCCACGCGAGGUCAGACCAGUUGUGAACCGGUGCCAGAGACGGGCAUGGACACUAAGACUCCACCGAUCCCGUUGAAGGUCCAGGAGAAGCCAAAACCGAGAUAUCAAGAAAGUGUGGCCGAUGUGUCCUUGCCCCCGCUGACACCGUACAGAAAUCAUCGUCAGAAACAAAAAAUCCCUGGAACACAGUGGUCGCAUAAUGUACCAAGUAGUAUACGAUAUCAGGAUCAUCAGAAAAAAAGGCCUUACAGAGUGCUUCAAAUCGGCGCGACGCCUUUGAUGCAUGCUUGCCAACAGGGCGACAGAGCAAGAGUUUUAAGAUUAUUGAAAGAGCAAGAGGAGACUAUUGGCUAUAAAGAUCGCACUCUAAGGAGCGCUUUACAUUAUUGCAUGGAUGCUGGAACUGGAGGUGCCGUCGCUGCGGCGGCACCGGAACUGGUGAAUGCACCAGACGCAGAAGGACACACACCUCUUCAUCUGGCUGUCAUCGCGGGUGACACUCAAUUAGUGGCUGUCCUAUUGGCGAAUGGUGCCGAUGUAAACGCCAAGGAUCUGGAGGGACACAGUGUUCUUCAUUGGGCUACCGUGUGUGGGGAAGCGGAAUGUGUUCGUCUGGUAUUAGCAGCGGGUGCUCAUCCAUCGACACCCGAUUUACGCGGAGGAUCUCCUCUUCAUUAUGCCGCUCAAUGUUGCGGUGCAGCUGCAACUGCUGAGCUUGCUGUACCUAAGAAAGUUGGUUUAAAAGUUCUUCAGACUCUUCUGGAAUUCGGUGCCGAUGUAAACGCGAAAGACGAGGAUGGAAGGCAGCCAAUUCUAUGGGCAGCAAGUGCUGGAAGUGUGGAAGCUGUGUUGGCAUUAGCUAGAGCCGGUGGUUCAGCUGCCGCAGGAGCUGCAGAUAAAGAUGGCCUGACAGCUCUUCAUUGCGCUGCUUCAAGAGGUCAUGCCAGAUGUGUCGAGGCGUUGGUUAAUCUCUGUGGUGCUCAUCCUGAUCAUGUAGACGAUAAUGGAUGUUCAGCUCUACAUUAUGCUGCCACUCUUGGCCACGCUGAUGCUACAGCUUUAAUUUUAAAGCUAGGAGCCGAUCCAAAUCGUCAAGAUCGAAAGGGUAGAACACCAGCACUUUGCGCAGCAGCCAAAGGUCAAUUGGAGACUUUGAAGAUACUUGCUCAACACGGUGGCUCUCUUUACGCAAGGACGGUACGUGGUACCGGUGUUGCCCAUGAAGCCGUCGCUUCCGGUAGAAUCGAGUUGAUCAAGUGGUUGGCAAAAAAACGUCCAAGCACUUUGGACGUGGCCACACANGAUGGCAAAACACCGUUGCACGUGGCAGCUCUCCAUGGACAUUUGGACGUGUGCAAGGUCCUUCUGGACAAUGGAGCGCGAAUCAAUGCCCUGCUUCGAACAAGCAAAGGCAAUUUGAUGACAGCCCUGGACGCGGCACUUUACAGAGGACACAGGGACUGCGCGAAAUUGAUCCAAAUGCACGGUGGUACCACGGCACAGAAACUGAGGAUGCAGAAAACUGUACCGAAUAAAGUGUUUGCACAGAAAUUACGAAUGAGACAUGUGGAUAGCAGUACCGACACAGAAAGCAGCCCUCAUAGACGAAGUCGCAGUUAUAAACUUCCAGAAUUGUACUAUGAGGAGCAGUGGAUUGAGAAGAGAACACGACGAAGAGGAAAUUUGAGGAAAUUGGCACGUCAGGAUAGCCGGAGUUUCAGCGAAGAGGAAGUUCGAUCCUCGAAAAAAGAUCAUCAAAGAAGAACUCGUAGCGAAUCAGCACGAUACGAGGAGGAAGAUACUGAUCGAAAAUUGAGAAGAAAAAGAAGUAAGAAACGAUCGACAAAAUCUAGACACGAUUCGAGCGAAUCUUCUAUAGAAUCAGAGGACGGUUCGAAAAAGAAAUUUGAUUCUCGAAAGGAAGAGAAUAAACUGGAUAAGAGUAACGGAACGGAGAACCGAGAAAACUUGAAAGGGGACGAGGAUGAUGAAAGCGUGAGUGACGACAGCCUAGAGGUGGUGGUGGUACGAAAAUCUUUGGAGAAGAAAUGCGAGAAGGUGAUAUCUGGAAGGAGAUCAAAGACGCCGAGGGAAAGUUCGAAAGAGAUGAAGUUGACGAAGACUCAUACAAGCACCAGAAGAAGAUUGAAAUCCAACAGGUCAAGAGCGUCUGAUAACGGUGAGAGUACAACAGAUAGGAUGCACUCGUUCGAAAAAGAGCAAAAAUCGAAAGAGGCCACGGUUCACAGUCGACAAACUCCUAGAACAUCGAUAGAUGAAGAUAAAGAGAAUAAUGGGGAGAAUAUUAUUGAAUGUCGAUAUCGAAGGGACGUAACCGAUAGCACUAGCCAAGAAACAGUUGAACGUGUCGUCGUGACAGCGAUGGUCCACAAAGAUCAAGGCCCAGAUACGCCAAAAUCCGUGGCCGAAACGUCGAAGGAAGUCACGUUUGACGAUAGAUUAAGAACGGAGGUGAUCGAGAUGGAGGACGUGUCGAGGGAAGCUGGUUCGAGCAAAGUCGAUGAUAUUUUAGAGCAGAGCGAUGAAUCGCGCAAUAAUCUCGUGCAAAAGGCUGCCAAUUUGAAGAAGGAUGUGGAAGAAAUGAGACAGCAAGGCGCGCAGGAGAAGAUCCAACAGGAGGACUCGAAGCAAAGCCAAGAGGGGAAAAAGGAAGAUGAAAAGGGCAUUGUUCGAAAUGUGAUUAAAGAAGAUGUAAAAUUAGAUAAAGAAGGUUUGAAAGAUGAGGAAAAAAUUGAAACCUCUUUAAUCGAAGAAAAUCAAGAGGAAGAUGAAAGUGAAAAAGGCAGGUUAGACGCACACGAGACGACAGAAUCUGAAAAUCCUGCAUUGGAUUCUCAGAAGCAGCAUGAACGUGAACAAGAAAGCGAGUUCGUUUCCAAAUCCGAUGGAACGUCAUCAGAAGGAAAAUCUGGCGAGAAUCUAGAUAAAGAAACUAGUGAGAAAACGGAUGUAUCUGAACACGUUUUGGAAAAAGAUCACGAAAAAUCCGACAAGACGAGCAAAUCUGAGAGUCCAGUCAGUCAAAAGGAUGUACGAAAGGAGACCACGCCGAGAACAGCUGUGGAAGAUGUUUCGCUGUCGGAAGAGGAAGAGAAAAAGUCGACACGGGAGGAAGUCAAAAGUAAAUCUAAAACCAAAUCUGGAACCGUAAAAAGGAGACCAUCGUUCGAUGACAGAAGAUCGAAAUCCUCUUCUUCGAAGUCGGACGAAAGUCCUAAAAAGAGUGGAGGAACCCACAGAAGGAAAGAAUCCACGAAAAAACGCGAAUCCUCCGUUAAAAAAGUUUCCAUGAAAAUUACAGAAAAAAUGGACAAAGAAGUUGCAAAAGAAACGUCAGAGGUGAGGAAAAAAACGGAGGAAACGAACGUACAAACGAAAGAAACGUCGAGCACGUUGAUAAAAACGUCAAUUAAAGGAUCACCGGAUCGAAAGGGACAAAUUCGUAGAAAAUCGGUCGAGUUUUCAUCGUCCAAAGACUCUGCGUUAGUGGAAGAUUCUGAGGAUAAGUCGUUAAGCACGGACACAUCGACUGCCAUGAAAAGAAAGAUGUCUGACGAGGGAGAAACCGUUCGAGAUUUGUCUCCGACGAAAUCUAAUUUGGAAGUUGAAAAGGAGGAAGAUGAGGCUAAGAAAGUGAAGAAACAUUCUGGCCAGGACGAUCUGGCGACAGAAGAAGAGAGCUUUCGAUAUAUUGAUGAAAGUUCCUCGAGCUCUCCGAAAUCGUCGCAUAGACGCUCGAGACCGUCGACGGGAAAAAUUAGGAAAGCUGGGCGAUCGUCGGUGAGAAAAUGUUUGUUCGAAAGUUCAGAAGAGCGUUCUCCAGACAGGAGCGCCAUAGUUGCGGUGAUCGAGAGUCCGGAAUGGGACGAAGAGGACGAAGAGGAGAUCGACAAGGAGAUCAGGGAUGCUAUCGGUGAGGACGCGGAACACGAGACGGAACCUGAUGACGAUAAUGAAAUGGGUGUCGUGAGGGUGCUGCCAAGUACGAGCGAGGAAGAGACGUCUCGAAUUGGCCACGAAGUUUGCAGAACUUCGGUGACUGACUCGUUACCUCAAGUAUCUAGUACACGAACUCGUCUGACACGAGUUCAAAGUCCUCAGGAAAGUAGAAGCAAUCGAUUGCAGGGGAAACAACGUCGCGACAGCGGUGGCAGAGAUAGCGGUAUAGAACCUAGUCCUCGAGUAUCAAGGAUACCAAGAAGAAGGAUUAUGAAAUGCUGCCCGAACACCGAUAAGCAGCAAACUCUUAACAUGGAGACCGUAACCAGGGAUGUACAGAUCACUCUACGACGAUAUCAUCUAGAAAGGAAGAUAUUUUUUCAAUUGAUGGAAUUGAAAAGAUUGCAAAUACGUCAUGGCAAAGCUAACGAACAAGUUUUGAUUAAAAGACAAGUGGAUGCCUUCCAUAAAGCGGGAAUGUCUGGUCCAACGCUUGGCGUGGCGAAAUACGAUCAACCUUUAACAUUCAGACAUUUUGAGGCUUUCUUGUACGAUCAACUCAGGAAACUUCAGAAAAGGCCAGCAACCCCAGAUUUCUGCACGGAAGCGAAACAAUGCACCCAAAAAACUCAUCGCUGUCAUCACGCUACAAGCGCUUACACCUCCUUCCCUGUGUACACAUAUCUAGGUGGAGGCGGCCAAGAACAAACGGAUCUUCUUCCGAAGAUAGAGAGUCGUGGAAAGGGACAGAUGACGGUAGAGGUAACGCAUGGAGAAGAAAAACAGAUAAUAGCUCUUCCAGCUGAAAGACUAGAUCGUUCCAAAAAAUAUUAUGUAACGUUUACUGUCAGAGGAGAAGCACAACAAGAAACUGAAAAGCCUAAAUCGUCGGUUGGUGUCCAAAGAAAUGCCAAAAGUGUUUAGAAAGUCUUCAAAUCACAUUUCCUAUAUCUUUCCAUUUUAGCAAUUCCGGCUACGAUUUUCUAUUUGGCUAUUCAAUAUCAAAAAUGUUUCUAUACUUUUAUAUCUUCUAUCAAUCAUAUUUCAUAGAUGCAAUUGUUUUACACCUGGGAUUUUUUACAUAUUAAAAAUGUAUAAUAUGUUUUCUACAUAUUAAUUGUAUAAAUUAAUUUCACGACAAAGCAAUGAUUCCCCAUAUAUUACUAAUUUUAUGAGUAAAAACUGCCAGAGGAAACUGUUCACGUGUACGGGAAAAAUAUAUUCUGUACAAAUUAAUGUCAUUGUAAAAAUAUUAAAUUAUAUUAUAUUAUAAAAAUGUAAAAUUGUAAAAUGAAUCAAAAUGUAUUUUAUGUA
Molecule: messenger RNA, 5522 nt
Organism: Apis dorsata (giant honeybee)
Lineage: Eukaryota; Metazoa; Arthropoda; Insecta; Hymenoptera; Apidae
Product: ankycorbin
Exons: 16
Coding region: 294-5132 (1612 amino acids)
Molecular function (GO): protein binding
Source: RefSeq, a predicted model, not a curated record